Molecule: messenger RNA, 1914 nt
Organism: Tachyglossus aculeatus (Australian echidna)
Lineage: Eukaryota; Metazoa; Chordata; Mammalia; Monotremata; Tachyglossidae
Gene: SMAP2
Product: small ArfGAP2
Exons: 10
Coding region: 151-1446 (431 amino acids)
Molecular function (GO): GTPase activator activity
Source: RefSeq, a predicted model, not a curated record
GGUAGGCCUAAGGAAACCUAAGCUGUUCCAGGAGUGAGAAGGAGGGGGACCCCUCCCCUCAAAAAGGAUUCUUCCCUCCAGUCCCCUCCAAGGAUUAGGGAAAAAGAAGAGGGUGAGGGAAUUGAGCCGGGGGUGGACUCUCUCCUGGCCAUGACUGGCAAGACGGUAAGGGACGUGGACAGGUAUCAGGCCGUCCUGGCCAGCCUGCUGCUGGAGGAAGAGAACAAAUACUGUGCCGACUGCCAGGCCAAAGGGCCAAGAUGGGCCUCUUGGAAUAUCGGUGUGUUCAUAUGCAUCCGCUGUGCCGGAAUCCACAGGAACUUGGGCGUCCACAUAUCCAGGGUGAAGUCCGUCAACCUCGACCAGUGGACACAAGAACAGAUCCAGUGCAUGCAGGAGAUGGGAAACGGAAAAGCAAAUCGAUUGUAUGAGGCCUACCUCCCCGAGAACUUCCGGCGACCUCAGACGGACCCAGCCGUAGAAGGUUUCAUCAGAGAAAAGUAUGAGAAGAAGAAAUACAUGGACCGAAGUCUGGAUAUCAAUGCACUCAGGAAAGAAAAGGAUGACAAGUGGAAGAAGAAUGGCGAGCCAGCUCUGGAGAAAAAAAUAGAACCAGUUAUCUUUGAGAAAGUGAAAAUGCCACAGAAGAAGGAAGACAUCCAGUUACCCCGGAAAAGCCCCCCUAAAGCCACAGAGCCUGUAAUGGACUUGUUGGGAUUGGAUGCCCCCGUUGCCAGCACUGCCACAAACAGCAAGACCUGCAACACCCUAGAGAAGGAUUUAGAUCUCUUUGCCUCCGCACCGUCAACCUCACUGCCGGAUUCCAGGAAGGUGGUAGGGUCCAUGCCAACCGCAGGAAGCUCCGGAUCCGUCCCUGAGAAUCUGAACCUGUUUCCUGACCCCAGGAGUAAAGCAGAAGAAUCCGGCAAGAAGCAGCUCUCCAAAGACUCCAUCUUGUCCUUGUACGGGUCCCAGACUACUCAGUUACCUGCUCCAGCUAUGUUCAUGGCUCCGGCACAAAUUGCUUAUCCUGCAGCUGCCUACCCCAGCUACCCAGGGGUCACUCCCCCUGGCAACAUGAUUGGGGGCAUGAUGCCCCCCCCGGUGGGUGUGAUGGCCCAGGCGGGAGCCCCUGGGAUGGUGGCCCCAAUGGCCAUCCCGGCCGGCUACAUGGGCGGCCUGCAGACGGCAGUGAUGGGCGUCCCCAGCGGGAUGCUGGCGGCCCAGCAGGCUGGGUAUGUGGCCGGCAUGACGGCGGGUGUGCCCCAGCCCUUGUACGGCGUCCAGCCAGCACAGCAGCUCCAGUGGAACAUUGCUCAGAUGACACAGCAGAUGGCAGGUAUGAACUUCUACGGCACCAACGGGAUGAUGAGCUAUGGACAGUCUAUGGGUGGCGGAAGUGGCCAGGGAGCCAAUCAGACACUGAGCACUCAGAUGUGGAAAUAAAAGUGAAAGCCUGUAUUUCUCUUUCCCCCCGACCCCUCCGACCCCCACCGCCCUUUUUUUUUUCUCUUCCCUCUCCUUUCCUCCCUGUUCCCACAUGUCCUCACCCUCCUCCUUUAUUUUGUUUGAAAAAUGCUCUGAGACACACAGGGUUUGGGGCGGCUCCCUCAACUCUGUUCCGUGUAGCCGCACUCCUCCCCCCCAUUCCCGGCCCUCCCAUAUCUGAGACCUGUCUGUUGCCCUUUGCCGUCCAUGCUUGAAACCAAGCCUCAGCCACCAGGACUCCCCUGGCCGUGCCUGCAGGAGCGGACUGUGGUCACCUCCAGCACAGUAGACUGGCACACACUGUGGGGUACUUUCCCAUGGGCACAUUAAUCUCUCAGAGGAUCCUGAGUGGGCCCUUUUGGGGUUUGUAUCGGGGCUCUGGGGGAGGGAUUUGGAGAGUCCAUUUGGUCAUUCUUAAGCUUUGGG